AUGUCACGAGAUGGCAAUAGUCACAAUAACAGUUUUUGUAUGCGUAUGCAAUUUGCAGGAAGAAAAGAGGUAUUUUUGUCAGGGUUUUGA
Chondrus crispus (carragheen) is the source of this 90-nucleotide messenger RNA. RefSeq lists its product as hypothetical. The transcript has a single exon. The coding region runs from base 1 to 90 and encodes 29 amino acids. Lineage: Eukaryota; Rhodophyta; Florideophyceae; Gigartinales; Gigartinaceae. The record is from RefSeq and is a predicted model, not a curated record.